AUGAGGAAACCCUCCGAGGAUUGUCUCACUUUGUCUCCAGACUGGAAAGUAGAAGAUGAGGACAUCACACAGUAUAGUCCAGGAGAAAGCCUGGCUCCCUCCAAUGUCCAUCCGGCACCACCCAGUGUAGAUGGACCAUCGGAAUCCUCGUAUCCUGAGGAACCUCAGAUUUUCCGGGACCGGGCCAGCCUUCCAACAGAGAAGAGGAUUUCCUGCACUGAGUGUGGGAAAUGUUUCCAAUUUAAAUCCAACCUUAAUGAGCAUAUAAGAUCUCACACGGGGGAGAAACCAUUUUCCUGCCUGGAGUGCGGGAAAUGUUAUUCAAAGAAGUGCAAUCUUUCCAUACAUCAGAGAUCUCACACUGGGGAAAAACCAUAUUCCUGUCCUGAGUGCGGGAAAUGUUUUUCAUAUAAGUCACAUCUUUCCACACAUCAGAGAUUUCACACGGGGGAGAAGCUGCAUUCCUGUUCGGAGUGCGGGAAAAGCUUCAUACAAAAAUCAGAACUUGUCCUACAUCAGAAAUCUCACACGGGGGAGAAGCCAUUUUCCUGUCCUGAGUGCGAAAAACGUUUCAAAGAAAAAUCAGAACUUGUCACACAUCAGAGAUCUCACACGGGGGAGAAGCCAUUUUCCUGUCCUGAGUGCGGGAAAUGUUUUGUACAUAAGUCGAACCUUGUCAUACAUCAAAGAUUGCACACGGGGGAGAAGCCGUAUGCCUGUCCUGAGUGCGGGAAAUGUUUUAAACAGAAAUCAAACCUUGUCAUACAUCAGCGAUCUCACACAGAACUUAUCACACAUCAGAGGUCCCACACGGGGGAGAAGCCGUAUUUCUGUCCGGAGUGCGGGAAAUGUUUUUCUCAGAAGUCCAAUCUUUCCAGACAUCAGAGAUUACACACGGGGGAGAAGAGGUUUCCCUGUACUGAGUGCGGAAAGGGAUUCCAAUUUAAAUCCCAAUUUAACUUGCAUAAAAUGUCUCACACGGGGGAGAAGCCGUAUCCCUGCCUUGAGUGCGGGAAAUGUUUUUCAAAGAAGUUCAAUCUUCUCAUACAUCAGAGAUCUCACACGGGGGAAAAACCAUAUUCCUGUCCUGAGUGUGGGAAAUGUUUUUCAGAUAAGCCGCAUCUUUACACGCAUCAGAGAUCUCACACGGGGGAGAAGCCGUAUUCCUGCCCUGAGUGCAGGAAAUGUUUCAUACACAAAUCAGUACUUGUCACACAUCAGAGAUCGCACACAGGCGAGAAGCCAUAUUCCUGUCCUGAGUGUGGGAAAUGUUUCACACAAAAAUCAGAACUUGUCACACAUCAGAGAUUUCACACUGGGGAGAAGCCGUAUUCUUGUUCUGAGUGUGGGAAAUGUUUUGUACACAAAUCAAACCUUGUCACGCAUCAAAGAUCUCACACAGGGGAGAAACCAUUUUCCUGUCCUGAGUGCGGGAAAUGUUAUUCAGAGAAGUCCAAUCUUUACACACAUCAGAGAUCACACACAGGGGAGAAGCCAUUUUCCUGUCCUGAGUGUGGGAAAUGCUUUGUAAAAAAAUUCAAUCUUACCAUACAUCAAAGGUCUCACACGGGUGAAAUGCCGUGCUACUGUAGCGAGUGUGGAAAAUCUUUUGUAAGCAAAUCAGUACUUGUCACACAUCAGAGGUCUCACACGGGGGAAAAGCCGUAUUCCUGUCCUGAGUGCGGGAAAUGUUUUUCUCAGAAGUCCAAUCUUUACAAACAUCAGAGAACUCACACGGGGGAGAAGCCAUUUUCCUGUCCUGAGUGCGAGAAAUGUUUUUCAUUGAAGUCCUCUCUUUAUAAUCAUCACAGAUUGCACACAGGUGAGAAGCUUUAUUCUUGUCCUGAGUGCGGGAAAUGCUUUGUAAAAAAAUCAGAACUUGACAUACAUCAGAGAUCUCACACGGGGGAAAAACCGUAUCUCUGUUUUGAGUGUGGGAAAUGUUUUGUAAAAAAAUCAGAACUUGUUCUACAUCAGAGGUCUCACACAGGGGAAAAACCAUAUCUCUGUUCAGAGUGCGGGAAAUGUUUCUCAAGAAAGUUCAAUCUUUAUGGACAUCAGAGGUCUCACACAGGUGAGAAGCCAUAUUCCUGUUCUGAGUGUGGGAAAUGUUUUGUACAAAAAAGUCUGAACUUGUCAAACAUCAGAGGUCUCACACAGGUGAGAAGCCAUUUUCCUGCCUAG
Staurois parvus is the source of this 2184-nucleotide messenger RNA. The record is from the annotation of a GenBank genome assembly. NCBI's taxonomy places the organism in Eukaryota, Metazoa, Chordata, Amphibia, Anura, Ranidae.